UAUCUACUCUUUUUUUCUUUUUUUGACAAGUCAAAAUAUGUAUCUACUCUCAUAGCAGUCACUCUCACGUCUCAGCCGUCGUAGUCUUUCCUCUCUCACUCGCUGUUUCUCCCUUUAUACAAAACUGCAAGGUGCCAUCCAGAGAGAGAGAGAGAGAGAGAGAGAGAGAGAUUGGUUCGGUGGUGGUGGAACAACAGGGGAGAAAAUGGAGCACACGACUCCCAAACUCGUAUUCAAUGGAAAGCUCUGAUGAGGGGGACCCACCUACACAAACUCAGGUGUCAAGUAUUCUUCGUCUUCUUCUUCUUCCAUCGCUACUGCUAGGCACCAUCGUUAAGCUGUCUCCUGCUUUCCCUCUCUAACCUUUCCUCUGUCCUUCUACUUUUCUCACUUUUUAAUGUCUGCCCCCACACCCUACUACCCUGUCCUAUUGCGUGGGCCGAUGUUUUUGCCAUUCGGGUCUCUCUCUUUUCUGUCGGUGAAGAUAUCCACAGCCAUCAAAAAAGAAAUUUGAUUGAGCCAAUUGAAAGGGUCUGAUUCUCUUUGGAAUUCGCAGAGAGCUGAAGAACAGUGAUUCAGAAAGACUGGAGCAAAUUGGGGUAUCAUCAAAAAAGAAGAAGAAGGAGAAGAGUGGUAUCAUCACUAUCUAUUUGGUGUAUGGAGACUUGGAUUGUCACCGGUAAAAUGGGUGAGUUUUGAAGAAUUGGCAUUGAAGGAUAUUUUUAAGUAAAUUUGUCUUGGAGUCUUGAAAAAUCUUUGAAGUGGGGUGGAAAGAGUGAGGCUCUUGAACAAUCUUUGAAGUGGGGUGGAAAUAUUCUUUGCCAGAAUUGGUGUUUCGUCCAGGGCAAGAUACUGGUUAAGCCGUUAAGGCUUCUGGGUGGAAAGUUCGAAAAAGAAAGCUGUGAUUCCUUGCCAGCCAAACAAAGCUUUAGUUCCUUGUGCUUGACUCUGUUGGAAAGCCUCAGAAUUUGAUAUUGGAGUUUAUUCAUCUUCUUUGAGAAUACUGAGCUGCAUAUAUGUUCCUAUUAACCUAUCAAUUCCAGGACUCUGAUCUUCAGGCCUCACUUGGUAGUAUCAGCAGGAUCUCUGGAUGAACAACUUCUGCUAAAGUCCAAUAAUCACAUUAACCAUGGCAAACAGAUUAGAACAGCACCCUACGCAAUUUGGAAAAUAUCACGCAGGGUGUAUAUGGGGUUUCAUUAAUUUCCUCGACUUUGGCCAUCGCCGAUCAGCUCGUAGGCUGCUUGUAGAUAAAAGGACUACUAGCAGACGAAAUGUUGGUCCGGGAUAUUACUGGUCUAAACUGCAGAAGCUGACAGAACCAAAUGGGUCCUCUCGAGUAUUUUUCGAUGGUGAAGGAAGAAAGGCUUUGAUAGUUGAUAUCAUGAAGACAAGCAUAAAAGAACUUAUGGAAGAAGAGAUGUUGAGUGAACAAGAGCAGAACCAGCAGAUUAUUGCUGAUAUCCAAACUGAAGAAUUUGACUCAGAAAGUAGAGGCUAUGGGAAAAAGAACUGCAAGAUAAGAAGUGAGAGUAGCACGAGUGCUUGUGAUAUACAUGAUGAGUUGGAUGCUGCUGGAAACUUCGGAUCUGAAAACCAUUCUCAUCAAGAAUCAGAGGAGGAAACAAAUCUUGAUGCGAAGCAUGAUUCGAAUAGUGACAUUCAGUCUGAGCAGGCACAUUCUGUAUUUACCGGAAAACUAGUUGAUGCAAUUAAGGUUUUUGUGGAUCAGAGGAUGACAGUUGGGAACCAUCUCACAAAAUAUGAGACAGCCGAGCGCUCCAAUGAAUUUAUGAAUGCACUUCAGACAUUAAGUACAAAUAAAGAACUGAUUUUGAAACUCUUAAAAGAUCCAAACUCCCUGUUGGUGAAGCACAUUGAAGACUUGGAGGAUGCUCAGCCAGAGGAAGACCAAAAUCCAAGUUUCUUAUCAAAAGACAACUUGAUAGAUCGGGAGGUAAAAGUCUCAAAACUAUCUGAGCCUGUUGAGCGGAAGCAGCACAACUUCUUCAGGAGAAAGAGCAAGUCUCAGGAAAAAAUCUUGUUGAAGGGACAUGAAAAUUGUCAAACUUCAAAUAGGAUUGUCAUUUUGAAGCCUGGACCAGCAAUUGUUCAUAAUCAACCUGAAGGGAAGCAUUCAUCAUUGCGAUCUUCUCAUCACAAGGUGCAGACUGAAAGAACUGCUUCCCAAUUUUCCUUUGCUAAAAUUAAAAGAAAGUUGAAGCAUGCUAUGGGAAAGGAGCGGCACGGAGUCCCUUUGGAUGAUCGUAAAGUUUUUUACAAGCAUAAAAACUCAGGAAGUAGAGCAAAAGGCGAUGGGGAAAAGGUUGGAUGGAAAUCUCCAAAUAGAAACCAUUUCUUUAAUGAAAGAUUUGCCAGACUCACAAUUGGCACCAAGAACAAAGAGAAGAGUUCCAAGCCAGAUGAUGCUGAAACAAGCAUGGGAAGAAGAGAUAUGGAAUAUACCAAGCUCAAGGUUUAUAACAAUCUCUACAUUGAGGCCAAGAAACAUCUCUCAGAAAUGCUGAGCGAUGGAGAUGAAAUUGGGGAUUUCUCAAACAGCCAGCCACCAAAAACACUGGGAAGGAUUCCCUCUCUUUCCGAUUACUUGUCUCCUGAUUUUGUGAUGGCACAGAAGAAGCUUUCACAUGACAAUAGUGUUCAUGUGGCCAACGAGGACUCGUGGAAGCUUACGCCAGACGGAGAUGUCAGUCAUUUAGGUCCUUCAAGGGAGAACUUCAUUCUUAGAUCAUGCACUACUGAAAACCCUGAAUACACAUUACAGUCUUGUAACUUGAAUUCAGAUGUUUUGGAUGAGCUAAAUCAUACAAAUGCAGUGGAAGCAAUGUGUUCAAUGAGACCUGAGAAGAAUUUUGAAGCUGAUGUGGAGAUAGUAGAAAUAAGUGAUGCAUCAACCCAGGAAGAGAGCAAAGUUUUGGACGAUACAGUUGAACAAUCUAGCUCUUCAGAUAUUAGAGACGAGCAAGAUGGUGAUCUUACUGAAGCUUUUGAUGAAGAUGAAUAUGCCCAAUGCUUGAAAUCGGACUUAUUUGAUGAGGGCCAAUCACUGUCACCUCCAUUAACUUCCGCUCCAAGCUCUUCAAUCAUCAAUCUUGUUGCAGAUCUAGAUAUAUCCAAUGAAAGACCAGAGCGGCAUAGUCCUGUAUCUGUGCUUGAGCCCUUAUUCACAGGUGAUGACAUCAGCCCUACAAUCAUCAAAUCCCAACCUGUUGAACUUGCACUGCAGCCACGUGAGAUCAUUUUCGAUGAGCAGUUCUCUUCUGCGACAAAUCAAGGUAGUUUUCUAAGAUCUUGUUUGGAGGAUGAGGAAUCCUCGUUCGACUAUGUUGAAGCAGUGUUGUUGGCUUCUGGCUUGAACUGGGAGGAGUUUCUCUCAAGGUGGCUUUCUUCGGAUCAAAUUCUUGAUGCAAAAUUGUUUGAUGAGGUAGAGUUAUUUUCAAACCGCUCUCGUCAGGACCAAAAGCUUCUCUUUGAUUGCACCAAUGAUAUCCUCAAGGUGGUUUGUGAUCGCUAUUUUGGCAAUUCUCCCUGGGUAUCAUUUGCCAAGCAUAUCAUCCACCCAAUCCCAAGGGGGAAGAGUUUCAUCCACGAGGUAUGGAACGGAGUGGAGUGGUGUAUUUUCUCACAGCCUUAUUCUUGCACUUUGGACCAGAUUGUCGGGAACGACAUGUCGAAAGCAGGAACAUUGAUGGACCUCCAAUUUGAUGUUGAAAAUAUUGGCAUUGAGAUUGGAGAAGCCAUUGUCAAAGUGUUGGUCGACGAAAUCAUAUGGACUUUCAUAAAUGAAGAUCCAGAAAUUCGUUCAUCUGUGCAUCCAGAAGAUUUGAUAAAGAUUGAAUAACACCAAUUUGUGAAAUGCGGCCUACUUUGUUUCAACUGCCUAUCAGGAGGAAGGCGUCUAAACAAGUUUCGACCUUAACUAGCUCUCUCACUUGAGGCUUUCUGAAGAUAAUUUGAUACCUUCUUUUCUCAGUUUUCCAGCAAAAACAUGGGAUAUGACGAGUUUUCUGGUCCAUCUAACCCUAACUUAGGUGCUCUCUGGGCAAAAGAUAUGAAAUAGAAGAUACUUACGACAUUGAAAGGGGUUCGAGAUGAUCUACCUUCAGUGUAAAUGCUCCAUCUGGAAACUAAAACCAAACCAAAAGAGUUAAAAGGUGUUUCAGCUUGUAUAGUUUGUAGAGUUUGGCGUGUGGAAUGUGUGAUGUAUCGAUUUGUUACCAGAAAAUUUCCCCUUUGCUUGUUGUUUGAUACCAUUUCUCCUUUUGUACUCUUUCUUUGUUCUUUGCAUCUUUCUUUCUGUAGCUAGACAGUUGUGAGUAUUGUGAGUGAUGACCAGUCAGUUGUAAAUGAAGAAACAGAAAGGGUUUCUUUGUUUCGUUGUUGAUCUUCAGAUUUUCUCC
Messenger RNA from Rhododendron vialii, 4421 nucleotides. RefSeq lists its product as uncharacterized. NCBI's taxonomy places the organism in Eukaryota, Viridiplantae, Streptophyta, Magnoliopsida, Ericales, Ericaceae. The transcript has 8 exons. The coding region runs from base 1130 to 3862 and encodes 910 amino acids. The record is from RefSeq and is a predicted model, not a curated record.